Camelus dromedarius (Arabian camel) is the source of this 6955-nucleotide messenger RNA. It is a transcript of the gene SHROOM4, whose product is annotated as shroom family member 4. Gene Ontology annotation, biological process: actin filament organization. The coding region runs from base 304 to 4896 and encodes 1530 amino acids. The transcript has 10 exons. The record is from RefSeq and is a predicted model, not a curated record. Gene Ontology annotation, cellular component: apical plasma membrane; adherens junction; cortical actin cytoskeleton. Lineage: Eukaryota; Metazoa; Chordata; Mammalia; Artiodactyla; Camelidae. Gene Ontology annotation, molecular function: actin filament binding.
CCCCAUUGCUCCGUUCUCUUGUCCAUUACGUGCUAUCCCUCCGCCUCUCCUUAUUUCUUUUCUUUUCUUUUUUUUUUCCUCCUUCUCCUCUCCUCCCCUCCCUCUCUCCCCCUCUCUCCGGCUCCGUGUCAUUUCCUCCUUGCGCUCGCUCGCGGCCCGAGCGUCUCCAGCCCGGAGAGUAGGCGGAGCAGGGCGGUGCGGGGUGGCGUAGCGCUGGAGGGCGAUGGUGGCGGAGCCGCUGGGGGCGGAGGCAACGUAGCCCCCGCAGAAAAGGAGCCCCGCGGCGCCUGAGCCGAGCGGAGGAUGGAGAACCGGCCUGGGUCCUUCCAGUACGUCCCGGUGCAGCUGCAAGGAGGGGCGCCCUGGGGCUUCACCCUGAAGGGGGGUCUGGAACACUGCGAACCGCUCACAGUGUCUAAGAUUGAAGAUGGAGGCAAGGCAGCCUUGUCCCAGAAGAUGAGGACUGGCGAUGAGCUGGUGAAUAUUAAUGGCACUCCAUUGUAUGGCUCCCGCCAAGAGGCCCUCAUCCUCAUCAAAGGCUCCUUCCGGAUCCUCAAGCUGAUUGUCAGGAGGAGAAACGCCCCUGUCAUUAGGCCGCACUCAUGGCAUGUGGCCAAGCUGCUGGAGGGAUGCCCUGAAGCGGCCACCACCAUGCAUUUCCCUUCUGAAGCCUUCAGCUUGUCCUGGCAUUCCGGCUGCAACACUAGUGACGUGUGCGUGCAGUGGUGUCCCCUCUCCCGGCACUGCAGCACCGAGAAAAGCAGCUCCAUUGGCAGCAUGGAGAGCCUGGAGCAACCAGGCCAAGCCACCUAUGAGGGUCACCUCUUGCCCACUGACCAGAGCACAUACCCCAACCAGCGUGAUUCAGCCUAUAGCUCCUUUUCGGCCAGCUCCAAUACCUCUGACUGUGCCCUUUCUCUCAGGCCAGAGGAGCCAGCCUCUGCAGACUGCAGCACGCAAGGCCCCGGGCCAACUAAGGCCCCUAAUGGCCGACUUAAUGUGGCCGAGACCUCAGGAGGCGGCCGGCUCACCAGUGGGGGCCACCUGACUCCAAGCUCCCAGACGUCAUCCCGUCCCCAGGAGGUCCAGCCCUCAGGGCCUGCCAAGGCUGCCAGGGGUCCCCCACAACCUCCAGUGAGGCGAGAUAGUCUUCAGGCAUCCAGAGCCCAACUCCUCAACGGAGAGCAGCGCAGGGCUUCUGAGCUUAUGGACUCCUUGCAACAAGAGAAACCUAGCUUAGACACUGUGCUCUCCCCAAGGAACCCUAACAAGUUCUGCUGCCUCAGCGGGCCAGACCAAGUGACAAAUGAGGGCCAUCAGAACUGUGAGCUCAGCCAACCCCCUGAAGCCAGCCAGAAGGGCUCUGAGCAUCUACUGAUGGAGGCCUCGGCCAAAGCUGUUGGAUUCCCAAAAACAUAUGACAAAGCUUCCAGCAUAGAUUCCAGCCCACUCAACAAGGCUUCAGCAGAGCUGGCUAAGGCUUCCUCUUUUGGCAGCCCUCCACACCUCACAGGACCCACAGGGCAUCGUCAUAGUGCCCCGGAGCAGCUGCUGGUGUCCCACCUGCAGCACAUGCACCUUGACACUAGGGGCAGCCAGGGGACGGAGCUCCCAGCUGGGCAGGAUGGGCAGGAGUGGACUGUAUCCCCUUUGCACAGCAGCCACACUGGGAAGAAAAGCCCAUGUACCCCUGUGGGAGGAACCCAGGACCAGCCUAGCAAAGAGAGAAAGACCAGGCCGGUGGAUGAGAGGCCUUUGGGUUCAGGGUGCCAGAGCCCAAGCAGUUCCCCACAUGGAGAGGCCGAUGGACACCCUCCAGAAAGAGGUUUCCAGGAGCCAAACAGAGCAAACAGAGCAGACAGUGAAUUGGCCAGCCAGCCACCCUCUGCCUCUGGUUCCCUUGCUCAACCAACCAGGGACUGUUCUUCAACCACUAAAGUAGCUGGCAGCACAGAGGCAACUGAAGAAGGGGACAGUGAGCCCAAGGAGUGUGUUCGGGUAGGUGGGAAGCGAAACGGAGGGACCCGGGGCCGCUCGAUCCAAAACCGGCGGAAGAGUGAGCGUUUUGCUACCAAUCUACGUAACGAAAUUCAGAGGAGGAAGGCCCAGCUCCAGAAGAGCAAGAGUCCCUUGACACAGCUGUGUGACCCCAAGGAGCCAGUAGAAGAGACAGAGGAGCCCCUAGAAAGUCCACCACUUCCUGCCUCAAACUCAUCCCUUCUGUCUUCAUAUAAGAAACCACCUAGCCCCAAAGACAAGCUCUUCAAGAAGAGUAUGAUACUCAGGGCUAGGUCUUCAGAGUGCCUCAGCCAAGCCCUAGAGGGCCAUGAAUCUAGGACGGGCUUGGAGGGACAAAUGAGCCCUGGCCAGAGACCGGGCCAGUCUUCUUUGAGCCUGAACACGUGGUGGAAAGCCUCCGACCCAUCCUCCUCAGACUCUGAAAAAACAAAUGUUCACCGCGGAGUCCACGGAGGUCAUUGGAGGUGGUCCCCAGAGCACAACCUGCAGCCACACGUGGCACUAGCCAUGGAAGGCCCUUCCAACCCAGGUGACAAGGAAUUGAAGGCUUCUAGUGCUCAAGCUGGGGAGGAAGCCAUCCUCUUGCCCUUUGCAGACAGAAGAAAGUUCUUUGAAGAGAGUAGCAAAUCCUUAUCUACAUCUCACUUGCCUGGUUUAACCACUCAUAGCAAGACUUUUACCCAGAGACCAAAACCUCUGGACCAAAACUUCCAGCCAAUGAGCUCCAGCUAUAGGGAAUUGAGGCGCCAUCCCCUGGACCAAUCAUAUCAUUCCACCGACCAACCGUAUCAUGCCACAGACCAGUCGUAUCAUUCCAUGUCACCCCUUCAGUCAGAAACUUCCACUUACACAGAAUGUUUUGCGAGCAAAGGUCUAGAACAGUCCAUGUGUUGUAAGCCACUCCACUGUGGUGAUUUUGAUUACCGCAGGACGUGCUCUUACUCCUGCAGUGUCCAGGGAGCUGUAGUCCAUGACCCUUGCCUUUAUUGUUCUGGAGAAAUCUGCCCUGCUUUGCGAAAGAGAAAUAUGGUGCCAAAUUGCUACAACUGCCGAUGCCACCACCAUCAGUGCGUUCGGUGUUCAGCUUGCUAUCAUAAUCCCCAGCACGGUACCCUCGAGGACAGCAGCUUGGCACCAGGCAACGCUUGGAAACCUAGGAAGCCAACGGUGCAGGAAUUUCCUGGGGACAAAUGGAAAUCAAUAACAGGAAACAGGAAGACUGGCCAGUCAGGGAGGGAAAUGGCUCAUUCCAAGGCUAGCUUUUCAUGGGCAACCCCCUUCCGUCCUUGUCUUGAGAACCCAGCACUGGACUUGUCAAGCCACCGAGCUGUCUCUUCUCUUGACCUCCUUGGAGACUUCAAGCACGCCUCCAAAAAAACAGAGGAAACUUCCGUCUAUGAAGAGGAGAGUUCCAUGUCCUCCACGCCCCAUCCGCUACGUGGCCGGGCCUUCUCAGAGAGCCACAUCAGCUUGGAGCCCCAGAGCUCCCAGGCCUGGGGGCAGCAUAGGAAGGAGCUCUUUACCAAAGUUGAUGAGACCCAGCCGGAUCGCCUGGGUGCCAGGAAGAAGGCCUUUCCUCCUCCUCGCCCUCCUCCUCCCAACUGGGAAAAAUACCGCCUCUUUCGUGCAGCCCAGCAGCAACAGCAGAAGCAGCAAACGCAGCAGCAAGAGGAGGAGGAGGAAGAGGAAGAGGAGGAAGAAGGGGUUGAGGAGGAGGAAGAGGAGGAGGAGGAGGAGGAGGAGGGGGAAGAGGAGGAGCUACCACCCCAGUAUUUCAGUUCAGAAACCACUGGUUCUGGUGCCCUCAAUCCCGAAGAGGUCCUGAAGCAGCAGGGCUCCAAAAGCCUCCCAGCAGAGCAAGAAUCCUUUGCUCUCCAUUCCAGUGAUUUUCUGCCUCCUGUCAGGGGCCACUUGGGAUCUCAGCCCGAGAAGGCUCAGCCCCCUUGCUACUAUGGCAUUGGUGGCCAUUGGAGGACAUCAGAGCAGGAGACCGCUGAUUCCCCCAAACCAGAAGCUCUGAUGGCAGAAGAGUCCAAACCCAAGCCAGUGUGGAGCCAGAGCUACUUCUUUCCUGAGGAACAGCUUUCUUUCAUGGGCUGGGGCCCUGAGAAGCAGCACUUCAACCCUGCAGGCUUCAGUGACCCCAAGACCACAGGACAAGAGUUUCAGCACUUCUCACCUCCUCAGGGGGCCCCAGGGAUCCCUACCUCUUACUCAGCUUAUUACAAUAUUUCUGUGGCCAAAGCAGAGCUGCUGAACAAGUUGAAAGACCAACCGGAGAUGGCAGAGAUUGGCCUGGGAGAUGAGGAAAUUGACCAUGAACUGGCUCAAAAAAAGAUACAGCUGAUUGAAAGCAUUGGCAGAAAACUUUCUGUCCUGCGGGAGGCCCAGCGAGGACUGCUGGAGGACAUCAGUGCCAAUUCUGCCCUUGGGGAGGAGGUGGAGGCCAACCUAAAAGCCGUCUGCAAAUCCAAUGAGUUUGAAAAAUAUCGUUUGUUUAUCGGGGACUUGGACAAGGUAGUCAACUUGCUGCUGUCACUCUCUGGACGACUGGCCCGGGUGGAGAAUGCUCUCAACAGCAUAGAUUCAGAGGCCAACCAGGAGAAGUUGGUGCUGAUUGAGAAGAAGCAGCAGCUGACAGGGCAGUUGGCAGAUGCCAAGGAGCUGAAGGAGCAUGUGGACCGCCGGGAGAAGCUGGUGUUUGGCAUGGUCUCCCGCUACCUGCCUCAGGACCAGCUCCAAGAUUACCAGCACUUUGUGAAGAUGAAAUCUGCUCUCAUCAUUGAACAGCGAGAGCUGGAAGAGAAGAUCAAGCUUGGGGAAGAGCAGCUCAAAUGUCUCAGGGAGAGCCUACUCCUGGGGCCCAGUAAUUUCUAAGUCCACCAGCAGACUGCCUACACCAUCCCUGCCCAGCCACAGUGGGAAGUGCUUUCAAUCUUCGUUAGCAGUUUGUUAGCAAGUAGAUAGCAGUUAGUUAGCUGUGUGUGCCAUAUUCUCUACUAGCCUGGACGUCUCUCACUGCCCCUUCGCCUAGCAGUGUUCCCAACCAGCUAAGAGAACCUGGGGAGGCCCCAAGCUUCUACCCUAGGGAGUAGAAGGCAGAAAUUGGAGCUGCAGCCAAGGGCAAUCACACAACCACCAUGCCCACAGUUUGCAUGGACAAGCGCUCACCACACACAGAACCAACCAAGUGCCUUCCUUCUUCCUGGUACUAGGACACUGCGAACACCAUGCACUCUCCACACACCCACACCAUCAUCAGCCUCUGAAGUCUCAGAGGGAAGUUGCCCGUGCAGCUCCAUUCUGCCCCACGCAUGGCUGGUGGACCGGCCGUUUCCCAGGGAGAUCUGGCUGCCUUGAGGGCAUUUCCCCCACCACCAGCCUGAGGGCCUCACCCUAGCUUUGCAGUCAGAAGCCCGGAAGGAGAAGUGACAUGUAACAGAAUGUGAGCCAAGGUUGGGACUCCCUAGGUGCCCUGCUGGAAGGAGCUGCACUUAAACAAAUUGGCUCCACCCUACCUCCCCCAGCAUCCACUACAGGGGGAAAGAGGCCUGUCUUCAGCCCUGGCUAGUGUGGCUCUCCUCCUGUCCUAAGACUUUGGCCUACCACUUCCUGUAUCAUCUUGCCUUUGCAUUGCUGAGGGUUACAGGGGCCUAUAUGCUAAGGGCUUCCCACUAUUGGCCAUUUAUAACCCUACUAAAGCUAACUUCUGGAUACAUGUUUUAUUAUUAGGGGGUGGGGGCGUUACUGUUAUAUUUUAAAUGGCCUUUUGAUUUUAUUUAUUGUUCUGUCUUGAUUGUUUCUUUCCCCUUUUUAAACUAAUAAGGUGAGAAGAGGGAGUUGGAGAGGAAAAAGUUAGCCCAGAAGGAAUGCAUUUUCUGCAGGUCAACCUGAAUUCACCAUGGCUAAGUAAGCAAGUACCAAGGCCUGGAAUUCUUCCCAUUGUCACUGACAAGUGUCUAAGAAAGGAGUCCUCCCUUCAGAACUCAGAGCUUCCUCACUGUGGGCUGGCCCUAUACUUCCCUUGAAGUCUGGAUGACCAUGAGCUCAGAAUUCCCCAACAGGGUUCCAUUUUCUCAUACUUAUUUUUUUUCUCGAAACCAAAGAAAUCUGAAAGUGACGAAAGUUCACCCAUUUGUCUACCAUCUAUCUACAAGCUAAGGGAGGCAUAGAGGUGAGCUCUGGAAGAGAUCCUCUAUCGAAUUGUUUUCUUAGCCUGGGGUCUGGCUCAGGAAACUGAAAUGUACGGUAGCUGGAAGUUCGAGCCAGGCCCGGGCCCCUACUCGGAGCAAGUCACAAUCCAGCCGGGAUCUGAGGCACACAAACAAGGAAUGCUGCUGCUGUUGCCAAGGUCCUGACACCGGUAGCCAGUUGCUAGCCUGGAAAAGCCCUCAGGUAGGUGAUGGCAGGAAAGGAGUUAUGGCCGAACUCUGCCCCAUUAUCCAUCUCAGUUCCCUAGUCCUUAUGAACUGGGGCCCAUGCUUGGUCUCGCAGUCCUGCUCAGCCAGCCGGGCAUUGGGCAUCCCUUCAAGUUACUGCUGAGUUCCUCAGGGUCCUGGGAGGUUAACUGUAGCAGCAGGGGUGCCUCAUUCAACCAAAGAAUUUGCCAAGGAACUUUGCUGCUGCUACAAAUACUGGUUGCUAGCUUCCGUUUCCUCUUCAUUGUAUUUGGAAACAAUGGAAGAAUCUUGGCCAGCAGGGUGUCCUGUAGGGAGGGGGGGCCCUGAGUAUGCUCUGAGUACACUGCUGCUGUCAGAACCACUGUUAAAAUGUCAACCUGCCAUUCUCCCACCAUGUGGAGAAAUCUACUCUAUUCAGGAAGGCAGCUGGCAUAUAAAAGGUUAGGCUUACCCGAGCCCAGGCUGAGGAAGGUGGGGGAAUACUUUGAAUAGAGGCUGUGGUUGCCACCUUUUUUUUUUUUUUUUUUUUUUUUUUU